Anthonomus grandis grandis is the source of this 961-nucleotide messenger RNA. RefSeq lists its product as uncharacterized. The transcript has 4 exons. The record is from RefSeq and is a predicted model, not a curated record. Bases 85 to 672 code for a protein of 195 amino acids. Lineage: Eukaryota; Metazoa; Arthropoda; Insecta; Coleoptera; Curculionidae.
AUUAAAGUUAUGCAAAAAAGGAUAAAUAAUGCCCGAAACUCACAUAAUAGUCCAAAUAGUUAGUUGCUAUUUCCCGACACGAUAAUGGCGGUAAAGUGUAUAUUUGCAGCAAUAACUUUGGUAUCUUCCCUCCUGUUGGUGCAUGCGUCCCAGCUAGAUCGUUUCUUCCCUCCAUAUGAUCAGGAGCCAAAGAUAGAGGAUGAAAUCGAGUUCUUCCCUGUGUCUAACGAGGAUGAAAUGGCUGAAUAUGACUGGGCUCCCCCGAAUAAUGGGGAAGAACUACCGGAUGAUGAUUGGCCAAAUGAUAGCAGCGAAAACUGGAUAGAAAAGAUCACUUUGGGGGGAGAUAUGAAAAGGGGAAUGGAUUUUCCUAGGAAAAAGAAAAGUCAAGUUUUAUGCAAAGUACAGAAGUCCGUCCACCACCAUUUGCAACCCGGAUACGAGUUUUUCCCAAAAUCUUACACAAGCUAUUCCUGUCAGCCUGUAAGCCCUAGAGAGGCCGAAAAUAGGGCCUUAAUGGGAAGUCACGAUACUUGUUACGUCACAGGCGAAAAUUGUAUCACAAUAGAAAAAGAACAACUUUUCUUAAAAAGACGCGAGAACGUCAAUUGUUGGUCUCAUUUUAUUGAAACCGUUGGGGCGGGCUGUAAAUGCUUGUCUAAAAAAUAUUAAAUAUUUUAAAACGAAAAACGCGUUUUAUGUGUAAAGUGGUCAAUGUUGUCAAUAUUUUUUUUGUUUUAGGAUGUAUGCAUGGUUAGAUCCGGCAAAUGUACCACUUUACACAUGAAAAGGUUCUUUUUAAUAAGAAACGCUUUAAAUGACGAUUGCUGGUCCAACCUUACGUCUAUGGAGGUCGAUUCUGGAUGUGACUGCAUAUUUCAUUAUAAAUACAGGAUCCAUUUGUAAUCAUUUUAUUAUUUUAUUCUGUCAUUGUCGCUUAAUAAAGUGAAUUGCAUAUUAA